AUGCCUCCUUCACCCGAUUCUGAAGCAGCACGGGCAUCCAACCCGCAACGCAAAGGCCCUCGCAAGAAGGGUCGUGGGCCUCAUCGCCCCUCCGACCUCGUACACUCCUCGGACCCCCAGGGCGGCGCAGACCCAGACGGCAGCGCAGACGAUGACGUCUUCGAGCUCCUCGGGUCCAAGCCUGUCCCUUCCUCCGGCCAGACGCCUGGCUUGCUCCAACUGUCCAAGACAUCCAUGGAGGCUGCGAAGAAAAGCAUGCCCAAGCAGACUGCCCGACGGAAGCCUGCUAAUCGCGACGAGCCUCGCGGUGAAGACAUGCCAACUUCCUCCGAGGUCGACCGCGACCACCGCUUUCGCCGUGCCAAGAAUGGGCCUGCGGACCCCGGAUCGACCAUUGAGGGCAGCAAGAGGGCCGUGGCCCGUAAGCCGCUCAACGAUGAGACGUCUGGUAUGGACACCGAUCAGUCUGCCCGAUCGGGAUCCCAGGCCAUGCCUUCAUCCACCGCAUUGGGCGGCAUGGACGACAUGUCCUCACUCUCGCAGUCUCUUCCGGCCUCGUUCUUUGCCGAAGCGCAGGACGGCAGGAAGGAUGCGCAGAACUUGGAUAUCUCUCCGUCGUUGCCUGCUGCUGGCGGCAAGGCGCUCAACUGGCAGCAACAGCAGCUCCAGAACGAAAUGACCCCAUCCAAGAACCCCAAGGGGAGCGGCCGCCGUGCGUCGAAGACCCCAGCCAAGACAGGAAACAAGCAGCGCCGCUCGUCGUUGGACGAUGUUCCCGUGUCAGGUGUAUCCGCCACCAUGCAGAGCACCACCAAGACUCCCGCGACUGGCGCCACUGUGGGUAGCGGCAGCCCCUCCAAGACCGCUGUCCCCGUGUCAAAUUUCGACAGCUCCAUCCCCUUCCACACAGGGUACAACGUCCACCGAGCUCCCCAGACUCCUCUUCGCAACAACCAGCGCAGCACUGCCGUGACGGCGCGCGACGGCCUCAUACAUCUCCCCAUUGUGGGCGAGUUCCCCCGGCUCAACCGCGCGAACGUGAACACCACCCCGGGUACGGCUCCAAUCGCCGCCGGCCCCAGCUCCGUCCUCUCCAACCCUGCACCCGCGCCCACCCGUCCUUCGGUCACAAGCAAGGCGUCCUACAGCCACUACGCCGGUCCAACCUUCCACAACUCUCCCGCCGGGUCCGACCUUCCUAAGCCCGACCUCGACGACUUCUGA
Messenger RNA from Cutaneotrichosporon cavernicola, 1224 nucleotides. RefSeq lists its product as uncharacterized. NCBI's taxonomy places the organism in Eukaryota, Fungi, Basidiomycota, Tremellomycetes, Trichosporonales, Trichosporonaceae. The coding region runs from base 1 to 1224 and encodes 407 amino acids. The transcript is spliced from 2 exons. The record is from RefSeq and is a predicted model, not a curated record.